AUGAUCCCUCUGUCUCUUUCCUUCCCCCGCCACCCUCUCCCUCUUGCAGUGCUGCUGGCCAUCAACCAGAAGGGCCCCAUCACGCUUUUCCUCCCCACCGACCCCUACACCAUGUACACAGCCUACUCUGCGGGCUACACCGCCCAGGACUUUGCCAUGCUCGGCAAAAACAACAUGAUCCCUGAGCACCAUCCCUACAAGGACUUUGUGCAUGACUCUGCAGGUACGACAUACACCACAGUGCUGGGCGAGAAGGUGAAGAAGUGGAAUGGAAAACGCACCAAGCUGGUGGCUUUCAAGGCGGCUAAGGGCCUGCCCAGCCUUGUUACAUGGCCCAACAUGUUCCAAGGGGAUACGCUUGUCAUUCACCUCGUGUCUCUGGCUUUGAUUCCCUCAUCCAUGUAG
This is a messenger RNA of Closterium sp. NIES-65, 405 nucleotides long. The record is from the annotation of a GenBank genome assembly. NCBI's taxonomy places the organism in Eukaryota, Viridiplantae, Streptophyta, Zygnematophyceae, Desmidiales, Closteriaceae.